This is a messenger RNA of Schistosoma mattheei, 3123 nucleotides long. NCBI's taxonomy places the organism in Eukaryota, Metazoa, Platyhelminthes, Trematoda, Strigeidida, Schistosomatidae. The record is from the annotation of a GenBank genome assembly.
AUGGAACAUAAUCAAUUAUCUUUAAAUAAUCCGCAUUAUUUAGAAAUAGAUGUUUUAUUUAAAGAAAAUAUGAAUUUAUUGAAUGAAAAUAAAUCUCUUCAACAAACAUUGAAUACCACUAAAAAUCAGUUCGAAAGUAUGCAAUCUCAAUUCAUUAAUAAAUGUGCAUCAGAAUCAGUUUAUCAUAAUACGGAACUACAAAAUAUCCAAACGGAACUUACAGAAGCUCAUAAACGUAUUGAAAAUUUGCAAUGUCAAUUGUACUUAUCAAUUGAACAGAAUACACGUCUUGCAAAGACAAUGGAAGAAGAACAUACUGAUACCUUAUCUGAAUAUCAACAACAUGUAUACGAAUUAAUAAGAUUGUCGAAUGAAGCUUGUGAAUUACUUCUUAAGCAGUCUGAACAAUUUAGUAGUAAAUUAAAUCCUAUCUGGAACAUACUUGAAACUGCUGAUCAGCGGCUCGCAUUGGUCAAUACCAAUGUUGACUCAAUACUUAUGGUAACAGGUAAACGUUUUCAAACCUACACAACUUCCAUCGAACAGUUACAAAAUGAGAUGACAAUUAUAAAAGGUGAUUUAGUUACGCGCAAUGAUGUUGUAAACAAUUUAAACAUGGAAUUAGAAAAGAAACAAGAUGAGAUAAAUAACUUACAUUUAACAUUGGAUAAAUACAAUUCAUUCAAUCAAACAAUUCAUAAUUUCAUAUGUAAUGAUCAUCAUCAAUUAUGUCAAAAUUUAAUCAAACUAUGUCAGUCUAAAAUUAAUUGGAUAUUAACUGAAAUGAAUGAGUCUAAACAAAACCUGAACAACACCGACAUCGAAAAUAAUAAUAAUAAUAAUGAACAAGACCUGUACAAUGAAUAUAACCAAAUUGAAUUAGAUGCCAAAACUUUAAAUGAAUCGUUUAAUACAAUUGAACAUUUAAUGUUUCCCAAUUUCAAUAGUGAAUGCAAUAUAAACUACUUAGAAUUAAUUUGUAAUUGGUUAAAUUCAGAAUCUUAUACAACAUUUACAGAUAAUCUUUUCAAGAAUUUUCAUAAAUUAGACAUAUUGGAUACACGUUCAAAAAUAUUACACAAAGAAUGUAUAAAUAACUUUAAAAAUUCUAUUGUACAUAAUCAUCAAUCUAAUAUAGAUGAACUUCAUAUUCAAUUGGAUUUAUUAAAGAAUCAAUGUAAUGAAUUAAAUAAUCAAUUAAUUCAAUUACAAUUAAAGAAUCAAACAUUAAUAGAAGAUCAAAAGUUAACAGAUGAAAAAUACAAUUCAAUGGAAGUAUCUUUAAUCAAAGCAAAUCAAAUGAUUGAUGAAUUUAAACAAAAUGAAUUAAUUUUAAAAGAGAAUUAUACUAAUCAAUUGAAAUUAUUUGAAGAGAGUCAACAAACAAUCUUUGAUUUAAAUAAACAAUUAGAGUUGAUUACAGAAAAAUCUAAUCGUCUUUCUAAUGAGCUAACAGAAAAAGAAACUGUGCUUAAUAAUACAUUCGAAGAAUCUGAAAAAGUUGUGUCUUCACUAAAUACUAAGUGCGAUCAAUUACAAAAUGAAUUACAGAGAAUACAAUUAGAACAUGCAAAUGUAUUAGAAAACUAUAAAAUUAAACAUACAGAUGAAUUGAACGAUUUAAACAAGAAAUAUGAAAUGGAAAAAUCUCAAUAUAUUGAACAAUUAAAUAUUGAACAUCAAACUGCUUUAAAAAAUGCUGUUGAUAAUGCUAUUUUCAUUAAAGAAAAACAAAUGAAGCAACAGAAUUUAGAACUCAGAAAUCGUUUAAAACAAGUCUUACAAGAGUUAGAAACCAGUAAAAAAUCAUCCGCUACUCCAUCACGUCGUGAAAUUGAAUUACAAAAUAUACUACAUGAAACUGAAGAGAAAUUGAAACAAUUACAACUGGAGUAUGCAGAUCAAUGUAAAUCAUUUGAAGAAUUACAAAUAAAAAUUGAAGAAUUAGAAUCAAGGAAUUUGGAAAUUAAUGAUAAUUCUAAAAAGAAUCAACAAGAUUCGUGGGAUCACAAUUGUGAUUCCGUAUCAGAAAUUCACGAAAAGUAUCAAAUGCAAAUAGAAUUAUUAAAAACUGAACAAGCAAAUUAUAUUCAAGAAAUAACAAGAGAAUUUGAACAGAAGUUAUCAACUAAUGAACGUGAAGUGAUCACACGACAAAAUAUUGAAAUUGAUCAAACAUUAACAAAGUUAAAACAAAUGGAACAAAGUCAUUCCAAAAAAUUAGCAUAUUUCGAGGAAACUAUCUCAGACUAUGAUCGUCAGAAUACAAGACUUAAGAAUCGUAUUAUUGAAUUACAAUCGGAGUUAAAACGUUUAACAGAAAAUAAUAAUACCGUUGAAGCUAAAUAUGAACCCAUUAAAGUGGUCGAUACACCUGUUAAAACAUCAACCCAACCAAUUGUUUCUCGUCAUGAUGUCAAUGUACAAUGUAAUAUAAAACUCAAUGAAAACAAUUCACUUAUUAACACUACUAAUAAUAAUAAUAUUUGUAAUCAUGAGAAUGGAACCGUGUCAUCAACUGAAUUAUGUUCUGAAGUAAAUAAUAAUACUCAUCUACAGUCAAAUGAUGAGUGUGAUGAUUGGAUUGAAAGAGUACGUCAAGAAAUACUUCAGUCAGAUUCUAUUGAUUCUUUACACCCAGCAUUUCGCCAAUCUCGAUAUCCUACUUCGGUUCCUAUACGUGAUUAUGAAGCGCUUCAAUUACACAAUACAGAUCUUCAAAAUCAAUUACAACAACUUUCUGCCGAUUUUGAAGCAUUACAAUCUAAAUGUACAGCUGCAUGCAGUAGUGCCAGUAAUAAACAUUCCUUAUUUGAAUCAUUGCAUGUUCAUGCAGUGGAUAGUACAGUUAAAUUAAACAAUUCUAGUUUAUCGUUUAAUUCAAUUCCACCUGAUUAUCAACAUGUUUUGCUGACUAGCCCAAGUGAUAAUCGUUUACAUGAGUUAGUUGAAUAUGAAUAUUUGAAAAAUGUUCUCUUCGAGUAUAUGCAAGGACGUGAAACUCAAACAUUGUCAAAAGUUCUAUGCUCGCUAAUGCGUUUCAAUGCAGAUCAAACACGUAAAGUACUUUCUUAUGAAGAUCAAAAAAGCAAGACAUGGACUAUUCGCACAGUUAUGGAAUGA